AUGAACUGUGUAGCAGGAGGCAAUGACAAGCUCGAUCAUCAGUUUGCGGCCAUGCCGGUGCACUCGGAGAUUCAGCACUUCAAGAAGGACAUCUCACUCAUGUCGCAGUGGACAGGAACCGAGUACAAAAACAUGGAAAAGGUCUUCCUCGGUGCGCUUGCUGGCUCUAUACCUGACGACGUAAUGCACGCCAUUUAUGGACUCUUAGACUUCAUUCAUUAUGCUUGGUUUGAGACUCACACAACUACAUCUCUAGAGGCUCUCGAAGCAGCAUGGCAACAGUUUCACACAUGCAAGUAUGCAUUCAUCACUUACUACAAUGCCAAGCAGGCAAUGCUGGCAAACUACACAAAUUUUAGCGGUAUCCCGAAGCUUCAUGCAAUGGAGCACUAUGUCCAGUCAAUCCGUCUACUUGGCUCUGCAGACAGAUACAAUUUGGAGGGCCCAGAGCAUCUGCAUAUCGACUUCGCUAAGUUAGGUUACCGCGCAAGCAACCGUAAGAACUACUUUGGCCAGAUGACGACUUGGCUUGACUGUCAGGAAGCUGCUGUUCACUUCGACGCCUACCUGCAUUGGCUGCAACCUCCAGGGCUCAUCCAACCCGAAGCAGCUGCCAAGAAUCACAAGGACAGCAGCAACAAAGAUGAAGACAUCAAACAGCGAAAGGAGCUGAAGGAGGCAGAGGACAAAGAGAAAGGUGUUGCACGAGCUGAGGCGACUAGCAUCCAGUUCAAGGUUGCGAAGAAACCUCUGUAUCUGCUGCUCUCUGCUGACACCAUUGUGAAAUCUCAUGGCACUCACGACUUCUCGUGGCAUCUUGAAGCUUUCCUCAUAGAACGUGCUCACUCUGCAACCCAACCUGUUCCUCAGUUUGCGCUAACAGAGAUCAAGAAAAUCAGCAUGGAAACUGAAGUUCCCAUGUAUAAGCAGCUGAAGCUCUAA
This is a messenger RNA of Phanerochaete carnosa HHB-10118-sp, 942 nucleotides long. RefSeq lists its product as uncharacterized. Bases 1 to 942 code for a protein of 313 amino acids. The transcript has a single exon. The record is from RefSeq and is a predicted model, not a curated record. Lineage: Eukaryota; Fungi; Basidiomycota; Agaricomycetes; Polyporales; Phanerochaetaceae.